Molecule: messenger RNA, 1101 nt
Organism: Physeter macrocephalus (sperm whale)
Lineage: Eukaryota; Metazoa; Chordata; Mammalia; Artiodactyla; Physeteridae
Product: protein arginine methyltransferase NDUFAF7, mitochondrial
Exons: 6
Coding region: 143-913 (256 amino acids)
Biological process (GO): mitochondrial respiratory chain complex I assembly
Cellular component (GO): mitochondrion
Molecular function (GO): protein-arginine omega-N symmetric methyltransferase activity
Source: RefSeq, a predicted model, not a curated record
CAGUCAGCUUGCAUCUGUGCUGAAAAACUGUGACAUUUCAAUACAUCUGGUAGAGGUGAGCCAAAAAUUAAGUGAGAUUCAAGCAUUAACGUUGACUGAAGAGAAGGUCCUAUUAGAGCGAAAUGCUGGAUCCCCAGUAUAUAUGAAAGGUGUCACGAAGUCUGGAAUUCCAAUUUCCUGGUACCGAGAUCUGCAAGAUGUUCCAAAAGAGUACAGCUUUUAUCUUGCACAUGAAUUUUUCGAUGUUCUUCCUGUGCAUAAGUUUCAGAAAACACCACACGGAUGGCGAGAAGUACUCAUUGAUAUUGAUCCACAGGUUUCUGAUAAACUGAGAUUUGUUUUGGCGCCUUGUGCCACCCCAGCAGAAGCCUUCAUACAAUGUGAUGAAACAAGGGAUCACGUGGAAGUGUGUCCUGAUGCUGGUGUUAUUAUUCAGGAACUUUCUCAACGCAUUUCACUAACUGGAGGUGCUGCCCUGAUUGCUGAUUAUGGUCAUGAUGGAACUAAGACAGAUACCUUCAGAGGGUUUUGUGGCCACAGGCUUCAUGAUGUCUUAAUUGCCCCGGGAACAGCAGACCUCACAGCUGACGUGGACUUCAGUUACUUGAGCAGAAUGUCCCAGGGGAAAGUAGCUUCUCUGGGUCCAAUAAAACAGCAAACAUUUUUAAGAAAUAUGGGCAUUGAUGUCCGGCUGAAGGUUCUUUUAGAUAAAUCAGAUGAGCCAUCACUGAGGCAGCAGUUACUUCAGGGCUAUGAUAUGUUAAUGAAUCCUACGAAGAUGGGAGAAAGAUUUAACUUUUUUGCCUUGAUACCUCAUCAGAGACUUCAUGGUAGAAAUCAUCAGAUGAAUGCAUGUCAGUCAAAACCCUCUCCAUCACCUGUGGCUGGGUUUGGUGAACUUGCUUGGCGGUGAUACUUCAGUUUGGACUUUUUACUCCCAAGUUGGCCUAAGAAACUAGAAUAAAGGGAACACAUUUUAUAUAUCACAGGUAAAAUAAGUAUUAAAAUAUUUUAUCUCUUCACAGCCAAUAAAAAUAGCCCAUACAGGGCUUCCCUGGUGGCGCAGUGGUUGAGAGUCUGCCUGCCGAUGCAGGGGACGCG